Messenger RNA from Antechinus flavipes (yellow-footed antechinus), 2346 nucleotides. It is a transcript of the gene SIAH2, whose product is annotated as siah E3 ubiquitin protein ligase 2. The record is from RefSeq and is a predicted model, not a curated record. Gene Ontology annotation, molecular function: ubiquitin conjugating enzyme binding; ubiquitin protein ligase activity; zinc ion binding. Gene Ontology annotation, biological process: multicellular organism development; proteasome-mediated ubiquitin-dependent protein catabolic process. Gene Ontology annotation, cellular component: cytoplasm. The transcript is spliced from 2 exons. Lineage: Eukaryota; Metazoa; Chordata; Mammalia; Dasyuromorphia; Dasyuridae. The coding region runs from base 250 to 1263 and encodes 337 amino acids.
CGCCGGGACCCCGAGCCAUCGUAGGAACGCUGGAGGCGGCCCAUCGGCGGCGGCGGCGGCUGGUAGAGACGGCUCCCCGGAGCUCCCCGCCUCUUGGCUCGCCCCGGCUUGCUUCCCCGGAGCAGUGGGCGGUCCCGGGGCGGCCGCGCUUGCAGCUCCUCGCCGAGACACCCCAGCGGGAAGGGAGCGGGUUUAUUUCUGUGCCCCGGCCGACAGGCGCCCACAGUUCGAUGGUUGGUUCGGAACGCGAUGAGCCGCCCGUCCUCCACCGGACCCGGUGCUAACAAACCCUGUGGCAAGCAGCAGCAGCCUCCGCAGCAGCCCCAGCAGCAGCCUCCGCAGCAGCCCCAGCAGCACGCCCCGUCCCAGGCUGCGCCCCCGGCCGCCGCCACCAUCUCGGCUGCCGGACCUGGCUCGUCCGCGGUGGCCGCCGCGGCCGCAGUGAUCUCGGGCCCUGGCGGAGGAGGCGGCGGCGGCGGCGGGCCGGUCUCUCCCCAGCACCACGAGCUGACUUCGCUCUUCGAGUGCCCGGUCUGUUUUGACUAUGUCCUGCCCCCGAUCCUGCAGUGCCAGGCCGGGCACUUGGUCUGUAACCAAUGCCGCCAGAAGCUGAGCUGCUGCCCGACGUGCCGGGGAUCCCUGACCCCUAGCAUCAGGAACCUGGCCAUGGAAAAAGUGGCCUCUGCUGUGCUAUUUCCCUGCAAGUACGCCACCACGGGAUGUUCUCUGACCCUUCACCACACGGAGAAGCCGGAACAUGAAGACAUCUGCGAGUACCGCCCCUACUCCUGCCCCUGCCCCGGGGCCUCCUGCAAGUGGCAGGGCUCGCUGGAAGCCGUCAUGUCCCACCUCAUGCACGCGCACAAGAGCAUCACCACCCUCCAGGGGGAGGACAUCGUCUUCCUCGCCACGGACAUUAACCUGCCGGGGGCCGUCGACUGGGUGAUGAUGCAGUCCUGCUUCGGGCACCACUUCAUGCUGGUGCUGGAGAAGCAGGAGAAGUACGAGGGCCACCAGCAGUUCUUCGCCAUCGUGCUGCUCAUCGGGACCCGGAAGCAAGCCGAGAACUUUGCCUACAGACUGGAGCUCAACGGCAACCGGCGGAGACUGACCUGGGAAGCCACCCCCCGCUCCAUCCACGACGGGGUGGCUGCCGCCAUCUUGAACAGCGACUGCCUUGUUUUUGAUACAGCCAUAGCACAUCUCUUUGCCGACAACGGAAACCUCGGAAUCAACGUGACGAUUUCAACCUGUUGUCCGUGACGUGUUUUUGUAGCGUUAGCAGGCCGUAGAGUUGUCAGGACGCCGUACUUUUACACUUUAAUAAAAUGUUGUUGUUGUUUUAAAAGUUGUACUCAAAUAUGUCUUCAUGUAUCAGAAUCGAAGAUUUACUGAUGUUUUAUAAUAUUGUCUCUUAACUGCCCAGCUCCCCCCUCCCUCCUUGUCCUUCUGCCCCUUCCCCAGCUUACAUCCUCUUAGGAGUCAACCUGAACCCAAACACUUAACUCAGAGAACCCGGGAUGCGUCAGGCUGAGCUGUUCCCAAGUGGAAGAGCUUGAGGAGAAAGUAAAAAAAAAGAAUGAAGAAAGCUUGCAUUUAUUUAAUUCUUGAAAGCCUUUUUGGCAAGUUUUUGAUUCUUUUCUGCCUCUGCUUAAAUCUCCAUCUCUCCCUUCCCUUCUUUGUUUUUCCUCUUUCCUUUCUUUCUCACCUCCUCCUUUUUUCUCUCAUGCUCUUGCUAUUCCCCUUUCUUCCCUCUUCUUUACCCUUCUCCUUCCUUUCUCUAUUUUCUUUCUUCUCCUUCCCUCCCCCUUCUCUCUUCUCAUUGGCUCCUCUUUCUCUUCCUCUCACUCUCCAUCUCCUCCUCCCCUUGGGAUAAGAGAGUCUCUUGCCUCUCCUCCUUGAGUGUUUAUCAGUUUUAACAGGAGCCAAGAGUUGUUCUCAAGAGAUUCCUCCAAUUUGUUCUCCAUUUGUCCUUUAGGGAAGAAGGGGAAAUCAUUUCAAGUUUUAAUCAUGGAAAGGGAUCCGAAUCUUUUUUCAACCUGCUUCAAAUUGACUCCCGGUUAAGUUGUUUUAUCCCCUAAGUUUAAACGAAAGACAAAAUGCACAUUGAAGCUUUGAACCCCUUGGUGCUGUGAGGUAGCUGCCCUAGAAUGCAGAAAGAACCGGCACUAAUCUUUUCUUUGUUGGCCCAGGAUUAGCUGUUGAUCACACCCUAGUCUAGACAAUUUCCACGUGGCUUCUUUCCCUUGGAGACAUACUCGAUUUGAUAUUGUAAUCGUUUCUUGCUAUUUAAGUUUUGUUGCCAUAUUCACUUUAGUUUUCUAAUAAAUGUUUUGCAGAAACUUC